CACAAUCGUGCGGACCUACACAUCAAACUAAUAACUGAAAUAAAUAUAACAAACGCGAUGUAUCAAAAUUAAAUAGUGUAAAGUGUUAUAAAAUAAAUAUUAAUUCAAGUGUAAUAAAAUGUCGAACAUACCAACGCCUGAGGUGACUCCAGAUACACCACCAGUGGAAAUAAAUAAAUUUAACUGGCUGAAACACGCGAAAAAUGCCCGGAAAAAUCCCUUUGUUCAAGCAAGGCCUACCCUCACGAGGGAAAGUUCGAGAUCAGAAUUGUUUUCAAGGGAAAAUUCGAGCGCAGAUCUAUUUCAAAAUUCACGACUUAACCUCUUCGAAAGUGCGCCAAAACCGGAAAGUACCAGUUAUGGCCAGGGUCUUACCUUCGCAGCAUGGCACCAACGGACGAAAUUGGAGAAAGUAUUACUCGUCACAUGCUGCGCACUGAUGCUGAUGGUCGUCCUUACAACUUCACUCUUGGUCAGUCUGGAAACCACACCAACAGAACCUGCUGAAAAGACCGAAGAUCACACCCUGUGCCUGUCUGGCACCUGUAUCUACACUGCUAGCGAGGUCAUAAAAGCUCUCGAUGAAACCAAGAACCCGUGUGAGGAUUUCUAUGAGUUCGCAUGUGGGGGCUGGAUCAAGAACAACCCGAUUCCAGAAGGAAAGUCAAAUUGGGGGAUAUUCAGCCAGAUUGAACUCCAGAACCAGCUGAUCAUAAAAACCGCUAUGGGGAAAGUUAAUACCAGUGACGGAGGUGCCGAAGCCAAAGCUCGGGUUUACUACGACGCCUGUGUUGAUACAAAUGAGACGAUUGAGAAACUUGGUGAGAAACCGCUGAUUGGAAUAAUAAAGAGACUGGGAGGCUGGCAUAUACUACCCAACACACUUGUGAAAACACAGAAAUGGGACCUGCAGAAAAUCCUCCAGGAUGUUCAGAAUAAAUACAAUUUAGGAGGUCUCUUCAACUGGGCAGUGACUGAAGAUGAUAGAAAUUCAACCAAACAUGUGAUUGUGCUCGAUCAAGGCGGCCUUAAUCUUCCUACACGCGACAAUUACCUCAACAAAACUGCACAUAAAAAGGUACUAGACGCAUACUUAGACUACAUGACUCGAAUAACCGUACUCCUCGGCGCCAACAAGACAGAUGCCCGUGCGCAGAUGAGCAAAGUUAUCCAGUUUGAGACCGAAUUAGCUAAUAUCACUACUCCAUCUGAGGAUAGAAGAGAUGAAGAGGGCUUAUACAAUCCUUAUACCAUCAGACAGUGGCAGAAAGAAGCGCCAUUUUUAAAUUGGAGUAUGUUCUUUAAUGACGCGUUUAAGUUGGUUAAUAGGACGAUCUCUGACGACGAGAGAAUUGUGGUUUAUGCUCCCGAAUACUUUAGGAAUUUAACCAGAGUUCUUAGAAAAUUUAGUAAAUCUGAAGAGGACCAAAGAACUUUAACGAGUUAUAUGAUGUGGCAAGUGUCGCGGUCUCUAUCAACCUACUUGUCGAAGCCCUUCCGUGACGCAUCCAAGAUAUUGAGGAAGGCUUUACUGGGCUCAGAAGGCACUGAGGAAUCCUGGCGAUACUGUGUUACGGAUACCAAUAAUGCUAUAGGGUUCGCUGUAGGUGCAAUGUUUGUUCGCGAAGUAUUUCACGUGGCAGCCAAGACGGAGGGUGAAAUUAUGAUAGACAACAUUCGAGCUGCGUUUAAGAAAAAUCUAAAGAAAUUGGAUUGGAUGGACUCAGAAACUAGGGAUGCUGCUCAGAGUAAGGCCGACGCUAUUACGGAUAUGAUAGGGUUCCCUGACUACAUCCUUGACAAGGGUGAACUAGAUAAGCAAUAUGGAGAUCUAGUCGUGAAACCGAACGAAUAUUUUGAGAAUAACAUUGCAUUUAAUACAUUCUCACUCAAACAUGAUCUAAAGAAACUUGAUCUGCCAGUAAAUAAGACUAAAUGGGGUAUGACUCCAUCCACAGUAAACGCAUAUUACACUCCUACGAAGAACCAAAUAGUAUUUCCAGCGGGCAUCUUGCAAGCGCCGUUUUAUGAUGAAAACAAUCCUAAGUGCGUGAACUAUGGUGCUAUGGGCGUGGUCAUGGGACAUGAACUGACACAUGCAUUUGAUGACCAGGGACGGGAAUAUGACAGGUUUGGAAACCUCAACCAGUGGUGGAACAACAAAACAAUAGCGCAGUUUAAGAAUCGCGCUUCCUGUAUACAAAGGCAGUAUUCUACUUAUUCUGUUGAAGGGCAACAUCUUAACGGGAAACAAACUUUGGGUGAAAAUAUAGCUGACAACGGCGGUUUAAAGGCGUCCUAUCACGCAUACUUGGAGUACACCAAGAGAGAUGCGCGCCAGAAUUUUACUCUACCCGGCCUCAAAUAUACUCAUAGACAACUUUUUUUCAUAUCAUUUGCACAGGUCUGGUGCUCUGCAAUGACGAAGGAGUCUACAAAAAUGCAAAUUGAAAAAGAUGAUCAUACAGUUGCAAAAUAUAGAGUUAUUGGACCAAUAUCAAACCUUCCAGAGUUUUCCAAUGAAUUCAACUGUCCUUUGGGAUCACCCAUGAACCCUAAGCAUAAGUGUGAAGUGUGGUAAGACAAAAUAAGAGGUUUAAUUGAGUUCUAAGAAAUAAAUUUACAAACAGAUAGAGCAAUUUAAAAUAUUUACAGUACAGGUGUUAAUUUUGUUACGUUCCAUAAUACGCAUUUUACGCACAUACACUCAUAGGUAAUGACGUCAGUGAUGUUUACGACAUAUUACACCUGACAGUGACGAACUUGAUGUAAAAGUGUUCUCUUUUUUAAACAAAUAAUUCACAAUUAGUUUAGUCUGUGAGGACCUAUCCUCGCAUACACUUCCUAAAGUGUAUGCGAACUGAUACACUUUCUAUUUGGUUCGCGUCACUUCAUUUCUUGACAAAAAUAUAUACUUUUUAUUUUAUAAUAUUUAGUAUUAAAACUGUAUUGAGAACAUAACAAAAAGUUAUUUUAACUGCUACGACCUCAAAUUCCACUCAACAGUUCUCAUUCAUCACACCUAGUUAGCUAAUUCUGGUCUCAAAGAGGUCGGCAGAUAAAGAAGGCGUUUGACAAUAGUAUUAGGAUAUCCUAAAUUUAAAUGGGUGUAAAUCGUAAUACAUAAAUAAAACAGCUUCCGUGUGAUAAGGUUCAAUUUUGACCAAAUAGGGGCUUUCAUAAUAUUUAUUUAAUAGCUUUAAGAAUUUUAAUAUAAUAAUAGUUUUAAACAUAAUCAUUGUUUGUACAAAUAAUAGCUUUGUAUGUUGUUUGGUGACAUUGUGCUUUCAAAUAAGGGUAGGUUUAAACAAAGCUUAGGGUGAGAUUCAGAAACCAGACAGCGUAAGCUAUGCCUCGUGUAUGUCAAUAUUUAAUUUUUGACGUACAUGAGUCGAACUUAGCGCUAGGUUUCGUUAAGAGUGGUAAACAGGACUCGAGUAUGUAAAAUACGUGUUAAAUUUUGACAAACGGAAGCCAUAGUUCACGCUUGUCUCGAUUUUGCAUCUUACCCUUACAUUAUGGACUGGCUGAUAUAAUACCAUACAUAAUUAAUAUGAUAGCAAAGAACAAAUAUACACAGCGACUGAUUUUUAGGCUAUAUGAACGGUACCUUAAAUUGAACAAUUAUAUCAUUUUGUGAUUAAAAAUAUAUUACUUAUAAAUUUUUAACAAGUGCCAAAAAUGUUCAUUACCAUUGUCAAUAGUAUGAGAAUUUGCAUUAUUUUAUAUGAAAUGACGCUUUUAAUGUAUUACCUACAAAUGAAUUUAAUUGUAUUAAUAUUGUUAUAAAGGAAAUAAGUACUUAUACAUUAAUUUGUAAGGAAACCCAAUUAAGGAAAUAAAGGAAUCGACAUUUGUAGUUUUAACGGGCUUAGGACGUUGAAUGUCUGUCAUAUGUGAGAAUCAAGCUUAAAUCUUGUUUCUAUCAAAGACAUCACUCCAUUGACAUAUUUUGUCGAAUCCAAGAUCUGAUUAUAUGAUUAUUUUUCACUAGUGCACACUGCACACACAUUAGUAGAUUUUUCCGCUUAGUUUAGGUUUCAGUUUUCUGAAAUAAAAGAAAUGUAGACAAAUCUAUAAUUAACAGUCCAAUACAGACGUCUAAAUCGAUUACGAGGUCGUUAGAAGACUAAGCUUAUGAUUUUAAAAUCAGAUCAUUUACCA
Pieris brassicae (large cabbage white) is the source of this 4164-nucleotide messenger RNA. RefSeq names its product endothelin-converting enzyme homolog (gene Nep3). Lineage: Eukaryota; Metazoa; Arthropoda; Insecta; Lepidoptera; Pieridae. Gene Ontology annotation, cellular component: plasma membrane. Gene Ontology annotation, biological process: protein processing. The transcript is spliced from 14 exons. Gene Ontology annotation, molecular function: metalloendopeptidase activity. The record is from RefSeq and is a predicted model, not a curated record. The coding region runs from base 119 to 2581 and encodes 820 amino acids.